This is a messenger RNA of Lolium rigidum, 1349 nucleotides long. RefSeq names its product zinc finger CCCH domain-containing protein 28-like. Gene Ontology annotation, molecular function: RNA binding; metal ion binding. The record is from RefSeq and is a predicted model, not a curated record. The transcript has 9 exons. Gene Ontology annotation, biological process: regulation of alternative mRNA splicing, via spliceosome. Bases 1 to 1080 code for a protein of 359 amino acids. Gene Ontology annotation, cellular component: nucleoplasm; cytoplasm. Lineage: Eukaryota; Viridiplantae; Streptophyta; Magnoliopsida; Poales; Poaceae.
AUGCCGAGGUGCCCCAUCAAGGAUUUGAGUAAGCGGCCGUCCCCUCUGUCUCUCUCCCUGUCCCUCUCUUCCCCCAUGGCUUCCGCCGAAAUCCCCAACGCCGACACCGCCGACCCCAACCCCAACCCCAACCCCAUCCCCAUCCCCGCAGGCUCGCCGUCGCCUCCGCUCCCGCCGCGCAAGCGCCGCCUCUCCCUCUCCCCAUCUCCCGCACCCUCCCCCAGGCGCUCCCCGUCUCCCUCCCGCUCCCCUGGCGGCGGCCGCCAAACCCGUAGCCGCAGCCGGAGCCGCAGUCGGAGCCGGAGCCGGAGCCGCAGCCCGCGCCAGCCCGACGUCAAGCGUCGGCGGCAAAACGACCUCACUGUCGAGGCGUGCCGCGACUACCUGCGCGACAGGUGCACCCGCUCCGACCUCGAGUGCAAGUACGCGCACCCGCACCAGUCCAUCUCCGUCGACGGGGAGAACAAGGUGACGGCAUGCGCGGAUUCGCUGAGGAACAACUGCUUCCGGGGCAGAACCUGCCGAUACUACCACCCGCCUCCCCACAUCCAGGAGACGAUGCUGAGAUCAAUUGGUUUGGACGUCCCACAUCUGAGGACAGUGUGCAGAGAUUUUGCACGUGGGCGAUGUUCAAGAUCAGCAAAUGAGUGCCGCUUCUUGCACCAUUCAGCUGUUCAAGAGACUCCAAUUGUUUGCCAAGAUUUCUUGCGUGGGAGGUGUGACCGUAUAUCAUGUCGGUACACUCAUGUAAUGGCACAACCAAUGGUCCCCCCACCAAUGAGGGAUAUUCCCAUGCAAAUGCAAUACCCUGAGAUGGUUUACAUGCCACCGCCACCACCACCACCACAUGGAUUACAUAUGAUGGCUCCUCCUCUCUCGCCUCCUAGAACUUUUGCUGGUCCUAAGGCGCAAGUUUGCAGGGACUACUUGAAGAACAUGUGCAAUAGAGAAUCCUGCAGAUUUGUACAUCCUGAUUCACAAACUGAGGUGGCACAUGACAAUGUUGAAGUUUGCCGUGAUUUUAAACGGGGAGAAUGUACGCGACCUGCCUGCCGCUUUUACCACCCAUCUUCAAACUGAAGUCCUCUUAGAUAAAGUAAAGUUACCUAUAUCCAAUGAUUUUUUUUCUUUUUUGAAUCCAGAAUCAGAUUAGUAAUGCAUGGCUGCUGAAUACACACAUGAGGCUGUACACCCCUAGAAACCCUCACUACAAGUUAACCUUAAUCUUUCUUUCUGGACAUUUUGUUUUGUCCAUUAAAAAUAGGUGGAGAGUUUUUUUUUAAGAUUGCCAAAAUUUAUUAAUUAAAUAUGUAUUCCAUAUGAGUAAUCUAACAUUACUGAGAGAGUCA